Molecule: messenger RNA, 231 nt
Organism: Linum trigynum
Lineage: Eukaryota; Viridiplantae; Streptophyta; Magnoliopsida; Malpighiales; Linaceae
Source: the annotation of a GenBank genome assembly
AUGCGUGGUUUGUAUUCUCCUUCGAGCUUCAUUAGUAUCGUCUCUGUUUUUUAUUUAGGUGGAGAUGAAACUAGCUACAGUGGGGAAGAGAAAGCGGUGAAGAAAGGAAGAAAGGUUGAUGGCAAAGGUGCCGGUGAGGGUGGAAGAGAAGACGACGAAGGUUAUGGCUUGAUGGCGUCGGUCGUCCCCGACGGGGCAGGGGAAUGGGGGGCGGCGGCGACUGUGUGGUAG